AUGAGUUCGGGCGAGAAUCCGAAACGUCAGGCGGAUACAGCUCUUGUUCCAGCGAUCGCUUUCACUUCUUAUAUGAUGCUUACUGUCAUGUUGUAAGUAGGAAUCAAAAUUGAAUAACAUUUGAAGGCCUGCCUCACGGGGAGACAGGCAUUCGGGAGAGAGUUCUGCGGAUUAGGGCGAAAAGUACUCGAGCGCCAGAAAAACUACACUAUUCUUAUAACAUUUUUGACUUUCGCGUUAUUGAAAUGGCAGGUGGCGACAAGGAGACAACAUUUUUGAGUACAACAUCCCAAAUAUUGCCUAACAUCCGAAGUUUCUUCAAGGUCAAGGAACAUCAACAGUGGCCUAAUGAUAGCGUCGCGCGCCGGCCAGUGGGAACAACGGACAGCCAUGUCAUGCAUGUCAAAGGAUACAUAGACUCGAUGGAACAGUCUGGCAUUACCUAGCACCUUCACUGUCUUGGUGGCCCCGGCAGAGAGAGAAGCCAUAAACAGAAAAAGAGGGCGACGUUAGGCGUCGGGAGAACCCACUGUCUCCCUCUCAGUUGUCAUGGGGCUAGAGCAAAAUCACACCUUCGACUUUGCUGUCAAGAGGGUAAUUAGACAAGUUCGGGGUAAGCGUGAGAGGAGUUCGAGGUGUUAGUUUCAGUCAGAAACGAAGUAAUCGAUCGCCUCAGCUCAUACCGCGUAUCAGACUCUACACUGUCAGACCGAGGAGCAUAGACCAUCCUCUUGAAAGGUGACUGUCACUGAGGUCACUGCGAUCGCUCAUGUAGGCACGAAACGGUCACCACUUGCAGUUACCAUACAUGUGAAGGUGAACUGAAAGGCUGAAGCAAAUAACUUUCCUUUUGUCGAUGCUCUUCUUUUAUCCCUCAUGGUUAACAAACAACGUCUUUUAGAAACCGAAGACAACAAUCUCCCGAUUCAUUGAUAUUUUGGCAGAUUUUGAAUAAUUCAUAUUGACCCAACUGUGAAAAACUCGGCGCCUCGGUGGGAUUCGAACCCACGCAGUAAGGGGAAGGCUUUAGUACAGCCAACGCUCUAACCACCUGCCGAAAUAUCAAUGAAUUACUUGAGCCUAGUAGUCAUCUGGUGGAUUCUAGGUGAAUUACUUAGGAAAUCCUGCUUGGGCAGUCAACUUACUGUAUCAGAUUUGGUGGAUUCCAGACGUUGCAGUAGGUUGGGCGGGUAACUUGACCCAAGUGUGAUAAAACUCGCGUCGUCCGGCGGGGCCUCGUAGCUCAGGUGGUUAGAGCGUUGGCUGUACUAAAGCCUUCCCCUUACUGCGUGGGUUCGAAUCCCACCGAGGCGCCGAGUUUUUCACAGUUGGGUCACUAUGAAUCUUCUGAUUACAAACUCCAGAAAGCAAGGAUAAAUACGAUUUAAAAGUUGCCGCAACGUUAACGCCUAUCUAAUUGUAGAUGUUUUGGUUAUUACAGGCCAAGUAAUGGAGUGCCGAAUUGUUUUUUUUAUUUUAAAAACAGGUCAUUUCAGUCAAGGCUUUUCAGAAGUUACCAAAAAUAUAUGUUCAAAUUAGUUGCGAUUGGCGAAGAAUCUUUUUCGGCAAAGUGCCUUUUAAGGAGAGCUUAAAAUAAGUGUUGCCGCUGAAGCUGAAAAAUAAGGGUGCGGAGCUCGAAGACAGACGUGCGGCGUGGCCAGAGACAAUGGCAAAGUUGACCUAAAACCUAGUUUGCGUUAACUAUCCACCCGACGAACUCAAGGAGGGCUUUCAUUAUAACUAAUGUUGGCUGCAUUAAGGGUACUUUACAUCUUUAUAUUCGGGUGGACUUCGUUUUGAGUAAGUCCUUUUGAUAUUGGAAGGCAGCGGCGAAAUAUCUCCAGUGCUUAGACGCAAGGUCUCGCUUGAUUAGAAAUUGGGCACUUUAUCGGUUCUUACCAGUCACAGGAAGGCAAUUAAUUAUUGAUUUCUAAACUGCACAACCCCAAGAGUACAUUCCACAGUUGGUGCUGUUUUUAUACAGGCUGAGCCUGGGACGACUGGGCUAUAAGGUAAACAUUUAUUUUCAUGAAAGUUUGGAGGCUUUUCUACAAGCUCAAACUUGCAUCAACAAUAGAUGCUCAUUUCAAAUAUCUGACGGAACCUUAUACACGACUACAUCGCUCAGUACUAAAAAUCCCUGAGGCCUCGGGGUAUGGGAACUCCUCAGGACACUUGAUCUGCUUUCCAUACACUUGAGGGCCACUGUCUUUGCGAAUAUCUCAGUGGGUCAGAAAGCCGGAUACGUUCAGUCAAGUACAUGCUUGAGCCGGGAACCCUUAGGCUAGUUACUGCCUUUGUUAUGGAUAAACCGGUCUAUGCUUGGACUUAAAGAUAAAUAUGCGCGGGUAUAUACGCGAACGGAAUGAGAAGAGUUAAAGUAGCUAUGAGAAUGCAGCUUGUUGUUAAACUGCUAUUGGAAGUCGUGUUUGAGUUUUACAGAAGUAUUUUUUGCGCACCAAAACAAAACACUUUCUGUGGCACCACACCUCAAUGCACUUUAAAAGUAUCUGUGUUUGUGUAGAGCCCUAGGGAAGCGCUGAACGUUCAGUAAAAAUACGGAAGCAUGAUGAAGCGCACCACUAGAGAGCGUAAAGAAAUCAAACCUUUCCCCGCCAGCUUUGGAAGGCAAAAAUCUCAGAAUUAACGUCCUGAGGCAUUGUGGCUUUAGAGAUACUAUGCAUUAGACGCAGGAUUCCUGUUAACUGAAGGUUUUCACCCAAUAAUACACGUGUUUAAGCUCCAUAAUCCAAAUUACUACUCAACAUGGCUAAAUGGAAAACCUUUCGUAACUGGCAAUGUUUUACUUCCAUUUAGGUUUCCGGCUUUUAAGCUUCGGAAAGUUUUCUUUGAACCAGCUGCAGUGCAACGUUUCUGUGUAGGAAUAAGAAAUCUUGAAAACAAUGAGUGAGCGACUACAACCCCUUUACCGCGCUCUGUUCCACAUGUAACGUUGUAGGGCUACUGUGAGCACAGCCAUUCUAGAAAGCAGAACGCCGAGUUCCUCGUCAUACCGAGGUCUUGCUUUUGUUGGGAGCUGAUGAAAAAUGUUCCAAAUAUUCAGAUAUUAUGAGCUUUAUUGCAUUGUAAUAUCCUAUUUUGGACAAUAUUUGUAGUUCCAAACCAAUGACUUGGUGACACUGGGGAGCAUAACAUAACCCAGGAAACCCAGGCACUUACAAAGCAAUCCUCAGUACGUAACUCCAGGAUUCUUUUAGGCUGACCGAGAAUAGAGAAGACUCGGGAAGCUGGACAUUGGCACUUCCAUACAGUUUCCGGUCAGCGUAGUAGGAAAAUGGGGUAAGAUGUGGUUAUGUAGCCCCACCUGAUGGACACAAUACCGUUGGGGUUGGGGUUAUGGGUUUGGUUUAUGGGUUAGGAUUAGGGGUUGUAACUGGGGAUUAGAGUUAGGGGUUAGGGCAAAUAAAUCCCAACCGUUUAAAGUACAACCGCGCAUUUCCAAUAGCUUUUCUUUUGUAUACAAUUACCUGACCUCGUUGCCUGUGCGUUCCCCGGUCCCACCUGCAAAAAUCCCUAUUACCAUCGGUAUCCUACUACAGAUGUCUGGGGUUUGUUUACUUCAGGUGGGGCUACACAACCUUAUCAGACCCGAAAAGAUACAAAUCGUCAGCGCGCUUAGAACAGUCGGCUACUUCCACUGUACAGCGUAACAUGGGCUACAGCAAAAAUUUUCCCUAUGCAUCUACUGCAGUAUAUAAGGUAGUGGCCACCCUUUAACCACUACUAUCUCUAAAACAAAGGCCCAUCUAGGAGAAGAAAAUGCAUACCAAUAAAAGGAGGUCUUCAUCCUGUACAGAAAUACCGUAGUGCAGUUGGAGCAAGCGGAGCUGAAGUUGCGCGUCCAGCCACCGCGCUAGUGGUCAGCUCCGAUGUUUUGACUAGUUAGGACAAUUUUUACGCCAGCCUUGGAUUGGGAUGGACAGCGUGGGUGUCAGGGAAUGACAAGAAUGUGCCACAUAGUCUAGAAUUCCAGGAUGCGACCGAAAUGUUUGGCCCAAAGGGGUAAGUGGAGCUCACAGGUCCUCUCGACUGAGCGGGAAUUGGUUCUCGCUCGCCAGAAUGGGUCACACAGGGUCUCGCCCGUUAUGGUGGGCGUGAACGGUAGGGUCGCUGCGUAGCUGGUGAGUGGCAGUGGGAUUUCUGUGUCUGGCCUUUUUGAAAAAUCGUCUGAUGAACGAUACCGUUGUUAGGUAAAUGGUCUGGAUGACUAUUUAGAACUCUUGCUGAUCAGUAAAGCCGCAAAGUCCGACCUUUGCAUCAAAGCUUCCCGACUCUUACAUCUACCGCGGCUAACCAUACAAACGUGUAGUUAGGUCGUCACGUUCUGCUGUACCCGACAUUGCUGUUUGCCUUAUUCCCUUGAGCCACCACUUGUUCUCUUGAAAAUCAUGUUACUAAAUUCCAUAACAUCUUCAUUAAGGCCAACGCUAAGGGUGACAAAAAACGAAAGUUAGUGGUGCGUGGGCAGGCCGACGCAAGUACUCCUCUAUAUAUGACGCUGGAGGAAAACUGACGGAUUAUAGCGCACAUGCAACAAACCAUUUUGUGGAAAUUCAAGUCGGCGAACGUACGUUUUCGAUUAUUCUUAAUCAGCUUAGUCUUUUAUGAAGUCAGAAACAACAUUCGCUUCGGCAAGACGGGUGCUGUAUUUUUUGCCGACAUUAACUACAAGGUAAUGACAAACAUCCUUAAAAAAGAGUUGGUGCAAGUGCAGAGGUCAGUAGGAGUGCGUUCUUGGUUUCUGACGUCUGAAAUUAGUUUUAAGGCGCACCGUUAGACGGGACACAGUGCAGAGGCCGAACUACGUCAGUUACAGCUUAAGACUGCUGUGCAGAUGCAGACUUUCUUUCCCAGCUCAUGCCAACACCUCCGUAACAGCAUCCCUGAAGCUCGGGAUUUAGCUGGUACCUGUACUGUCACGUAUGGUAUAUCACUAAAUACUAUCGCCUGCCCGUUGGCAGCUUGGGGAUAUCACGCGCUUAUUUCGAAGUGGCUGAUGGGUUUCGGCCCAGAUAAUUAUAUCGAAAUUCAGUCUGAGCCUAUAAGACCGACUUACACCAAGCUAGCUAUUUAUUUCUAAAGAAAUCAAAAAACCGACGUAUUUAUUUCCUGUACACCGUACCUGCCAAUACUACGAAAGGAGAUAGUGAAGAAAAUCAGCAAGUCCCUCAUGCCCUUUCUUCAUCAUGAAGUAUGAGUCCUGGGAGAUGUUAGCGUUGCUAUUAGUGCUUUGCCACCUACUACUGAUCGAGAGCAGAGAGGGUGUUAUUUUUCACUUCAGCCCAAAACAUCUAUACGUCAUCCUAUGGCGCAAAGACAUGCUGCCGCUUUUAUAUGGGUGUACUAUGAGGAUAUGUUGCUUGACCGCUUACGUUGUAACUGGGCUUGUUGUUGUUGAUAUUCCAGGCUUAAGACAUGUGUGCCCCCUGAGACGUCCUGGUUUGGUAGAAGAACGCUCACAGAUCGUGCUACGGAACUCGUCUUGUUGUGCUCUGGGGCUCUCGAGUCCCGCCAACAGCCGCGUAGCGGCGCGAAAAAUAGGCAGAAUGACAUUACCGACAAAGACAAUGGAGACUGGCUAGUCUCCGCUGUCUUUGUUGGUAAUGCUACUAUGUAUUGGUUUCUAUUUCAUAGACCAAUUUCAAGCAGUUACGGUAUUUUAUCUUCUAGAGCGUUUAUAUUGAUCCUUAAAAUCCUAAAAUCCUCAUCAAAGAAAUGGCCUGCCUUGCAGCCAUUAAAGCAUAUACUGGUCCUAAUUUUAAGCAAUAAAUCUACACGAUUCCUGCUUCGCGCUGAUUAUCUAGUGGAAAUUAUUAUAGUUUUCCUAGGUCUGUUACUUCCACGAAACAGCAUUUUUCCUUAUAUAACCGAACACCUGAUUAGAGUUCCGCUUGUCUCUCCUAAUUGUGUUAUAUACAAGAGUGAGGCAAGAACUCUUGAACUCUAUCUGUUAUGAAAAUGAACAGUAAAGUCUGCCGAUGUUGAUUUCUAACCUAGUGACUACGAGCGAUCUUGACUUUAGAAAGGUUUUAUGAAGUAUUUCUGCGUCAUUCCACUCAGAGGUCUUGUCUGGCUUGACAACGCUCUCUUAUAUAAAAGACUUCAGGAUGCCUGCAGUCUCGAAUCAGUAGUCUGAUAGUGUCGUAUUAUCAACUUUAUAUUCAUGUUAGGAAGUGCAGUCAUGAAACCUCAAAAAAGUAAUCAGCAGCUUUCCUCCGGAAGUUUCCUGGCGUGGAUUAUUGAACUUGUUAAGCUUAUCCAAUUACCUUUUAUCCUUCCUAUCUGCCUUUUGCAGCUCACAUCUAGUGGUGCUUCCCAGCUGAGAAAAAACGCGGCAUUGCCAGCCCUCUGGUGGACCUUAGGUAUUUUGAAAUCCAGGUGUGAAUUGUCGUUAUGAGUUUGACUCUUGUUUGGACUCGGUGGCAUGCUUUUUAAUCUCUGUUUCAUCUCCAGUUAGAGCACAUUGUUUAGACCUUUAUUAUUUCUAAGACCUCAAUUUCUCGACCUAUUUUUGGGAGCCAGUAAACCUUACACAAUGCUCACUGAUAGGCACGUUCGAAGGACAAAUUAAACGUAGUAAUGACAGUUCGGCCGUCGUUGUCGAUGAUGUCCACCGUGCGCUCCAUAGCAGGGUGGGAGCAGAGAUGGCGACUUUCGUGGGAAUUAGUUUAAAGUUAUGGCGAACUUGCGCAGCAUCCACCCAACUCCCUCCUCCUCGUCCACCUGGGUCGGUGCAAGACGGAGUUAAGAAGACCGGAGGCGGCAGAGGAGGCAGUUGGCUGGCAUGGCACAACCCCACACCUAGGUGUACCACCACACCACCUAGUCCACUACGUACAUUGACCAGGACUUUAUAGAAUUAAAGGGGAGGGGGUAGCUCGGAUCCCACAGAGUGGGAGUGCCAUAAAGGCCAUACUAAGAAGCAGCCAUUGUCGCCUGACUUUUAGACCACCGGUCGGCUGCCCCACGCAAACACAUGACACUGGGCCGACUGCGAGGUCCAAGUUUUCCGUCAGUUGUAAACCUUCCAACCCACGGCUUCUAGCGCACUGUGAUAGCAUCAAGCGCAUCAGAUUGUUUAUAGUGAGGAAAAUGCGUUGAGACGUCGACCUCACUCUCUACUUUCACUCACAGGCUCCAGCCAUUGUUCGGGCCGGUCAGUUGUCUGGUGCAGGGAAUGGGUGCAGUGGUGGCUGACAUGGCUAAUGAUCUUGUCUGCGCGCGCAACGUGCACGGUCUGUCCCCCCCCCUCCCCCCACCAAACACAAGCACCAGGAUUUCACAUAAAGUUGCUGAUUAGCAUGAUGUCACAUACAUGAGAGUGCCAGAGGUCACGUUAAGAAGGGGCCACUGCAGCCCAACUCUCAGUCCACCGGUCGGCCGCUCCUCACAAACACGAGCAGCACUGACUGCGGGGUACGAGUUGGCAACUUUGUAGGCCACAGCGUUUAAUGCACCAUAAUAGUCUUAGGUUCGGAUCACGCAUGCAGCAGAGUAGCCACAUGGACAGGGAGUCGAGGAGCACACUUUCCGCUCAAGUGAUAGAUGUCAAUUUAGUGCUUGCGUUGUGAGGCAAUGAGUGAUAAAGACUUUUGUUGCAGGUGCUGGUGAGAGAAGGUUUAAGGGUGUGAUAUGGCCGGCGGUGAUCUACCGCAGGUUAACAUGAAUGCGCAUGUAGUCUAGUGGGUUAAUUAUCGACGUGGGGGACGAGGCAGAGGUGGACGGGAGGCACCACUUAGUGUCGUCUGGGUGCUGGGGUUUGUCCGAUGAUGUCUAAUAGGACCGAUUUGCACCCGGAACGUUCGUUGACAUCGUGGGUAUGUUGGGGGAGGUUGAGCCUUGGCGUUGCGAGGGGGGAGCAGUUGGGAUUUUUGAGCUUCGCGUGUGGAUUUUUCAGUGGUUCGCUUCGUAGAUCUUUGCUCCUGCCUUCACAGUACUCCUAAAGGCCGGUGGGCCCUGGGCGAGGACUUUCCAAUUUGCCGGGUUGAUGCGUAGGCGCUUCAGGGAAGUCUUCAGUGUCCUUGUAGCACCGGAUUUUAUCAUCUUGUCAACGAGAGCCCGUGGCGACACCUCCAUAGGGCGUAGGGGUGUCCAGGUGGGAUUCCAUGUGAUGGUGGUAGUAGGUCGUUCACUUGCUUUCAAGUGUUGGCUACGCCUAACGUCCAUUAACUGGCACAAGACUCUAACUUGUGGUUCCUCGAGGCUGAGCUCUGCCCAGCGGCCACACCCUGGUAAACGCCUUGGCCGCCGGGCUAAACCAGGCGAGGGUAUCCGUGUUUGUACCCCCCACACACGAUAACUGCUCCCCUUCCCCUUCCCCUUUCUCCUCCCCCUACCCCUCCCUCUUCCACUCCCUCUCCUCCCUCUCUCUACUCAUUACUCUGCUUCCUUCCCCACAGUUGUAAAGCCCUACGGCAAGGGCGACAUGUAAUCACGUAGGCGGCCUAGGCCAAUGGGUCGUUCUCUCACUAAACCUAUACGUGACCCACAGUGGCUUUCGGCAGCCGUCGGCGACCGCUCAGCAGCCCUAUUUAGGGGCUGAGGGGGAGGGGGCUAUGAAGAGUUCCCUAAAUAAACGCUGGGUUCACACCUGCACGCAGAACGUGACUCGCAGACCACAAUACCUGCGGUUGAAACCAUUAAGCAAGAAACAACAAUCCCUCUCUCUUCCCCUCCUCCUCCCAUCCGCCCAACCCCACAGACUGGGAGGGUGAGUCCGCUCACUCUGGCAGCCUGAAAUGUAUGUUCCCUUUUAGACAAUCUGAGUGGUUGAUUAGAACGGAGGACGGUGCUAGUCGCUCGGGAACUGGCGCGCUACAAGGUGGACAUCGCCGAACUUAGCGAAACUUGUUUCUACGAACAAGGCCAACUGGAGGAGGUGGGUGGCGGCUACGCUUUCUUCUGGAGCGGUUGACCAGGGUAGAGCGACGGGAUGCAGCGUGGCCUUUGCCAUCCGGAACGACAUCGUGAAACUAAUGCCCUGUCUGCCGCAGGACAUUAACGAUCGUCUAAUGGACCUCCACAUGCUUUUUUGGGAGACAAAUUCGUCACCAUUGUCAGCGUCUACGCUUCCCCGAUGAUCGACCUGACUCUGAAAAAACAAAUUCUACGAGGACCUGCACGACAUCCUGGCCACUGUGCCGAAGGCAGACAAGUUGAUUGUCCUUAGGGACUUCAACGGUCGCGUUUGCACAGACCAUGCUGCCUCGAGAGGAGCGCUGGGUCCCCAUGGUCUUGACGGCUUCAAAGACAAUGGCCUACUCCUCCUACGAACCUGCGCAGAACGCCGCCUCAUCCUGACCAACAUCUUCUUCUGCCUUCCUACGCGCAAGAAGGCCACCUGAAUGCACUCUCGGUCACGACACUGGCACCUGCUGGACUAUGUCCUCGUCUGGAGGCGAGGCCGGCGGAAUGUGCUGGUGACAAAAAAGAUCCCCGGUGCCGAGGGGUGGACUAACCCUCUCCUCGUCAUUUUCAGGAUGCGGAUCCGCCUACAACCACGCAGGAGACCUCAAAGUAAGCGCCUCAGAGGUAGGUUGCAGAUGGCUUUGUUUUCUUUGCCCGCUAACCAUCUCCAUUUCAGCAAUGAACUAGACGGACGAUUAGCCGAACUUCCAGUCGCCUGUACCGACAAGAACGCACCCGUGGAGAACCGAUGGUGUCAACUGCGAGACACAGUCCAGUCGACCGCCGUGGCUGCCCUCGGUCGCGCACGUCGUCAAAAUCAGGCCUGGUCCGAUGACAACGGCGCCGCCAUCAGCAACCUGCUCGCCGAGGAGAAUUGGCUGCACAAAGCCUAG
This is a messenger RNA of Spirometra erinaceieuropaei, 9821 nucleotides long. NCBI's taxonomy places the organism in Eukaryota, Metazoa, Platyhelminthes, Cestoda, Diphyllobothriidea, Diphyllobothriidae. The record is from the annotation of a GenBank genome assembly.